Messenger RNA from Ananas comosus (pineapple), 357 nucleotides. RefSeq lists its product as uncharacterized. The annotation marks the transcript as partial. The record is from RefSeq and is a predicted model, not a curated record. NCBI's taxonomy places the organism in Eukaryota, Viridiplantae, Streptophyta, Magnoliopsida, Poales, Bromeliaceae. The transcript has a single exon.
AUGGCGCAGUCUCGACAGAAGAGUUAUUCAGAUAAGCGCCAUAGAGAUUUGGAGUUCGCAGUGGGUGACCGCGUGUUCUUGAAAGUUUCGCCAAUGAAAGGCGUGAGGAGAUUUGGGGUGCGAGGGAAAUUGAGUCCUCGUUAUAUUGGCCCCUACGAGAUCUUGGAGCGGAUUGAGACGCUGGCUUACCGACUUGCAUUGCCACUCAAGCUUGUGAGUGUGUACAACGUAUUCCACGUCUCCAAUAUCUGCAAGUAUGUGCAUGAUCCUGAGCAUGUCUUGGUCUAUGAGCCGCCGGAACUGCAAGAAGAUAUGAGCUACGAGGAGUUUCCGGUGAUGAUUUUGGCUCGGGAGGUG